CAGCUUCCACCAUACCACCCACAUCAAAAGAAUCACAAUGGCCAAGCUCACAAUCCUAGCAACUGCCCUUAUAGCCCUCUUAGCCCUUGCCCAUGCAACCCAGACCACCAUCACCACCACCGUGGUGGAGGAGGAGAACCCCGGGCAACAGCAGCGCUGCCGCGAACAGAUCCAGAGGCAGCAAAACCUCCACGACUGCCAAAGUUACUUACAACAACAGGCGAGAGAGUAUGAGGUGGCAAUGAUCACCAACCAAAACCCACAGCAGCAGCAGCUCCGCCAGUGCUGCCAGCAACUGGAGAACCUAGACGAUCAGUGCCGGUGUGAGGGCAUUAGGGAGACUGUGAGGCAGCAGAGGGAGCAGGGCGAGAUGCAGGGGGAGGAGAUGAGAGAGAUGAUGCAACAGGCUGAAAACCUUCCUUCCAGGUGCAACCUUAGCCCUCGACGCUGCCAAAUCCGGGCCUCUUUGUUCUAAAUGUAGCCCCUGUCUUAGCCAUAAGCAUGAUAAUAAAGCCCAAUUUCUCUAGCUGGUUUUUCAGUUAGACAAAAGAGUGGCUAUAGUAACAAGCACAUGAUCCUGGGAGUUUAUUGGUAUGGUUUUUAUUUAUGUGUUCUCAACUUUGAGGCCUUGUACUAAGAAGAGUCUUCAUGAUCUAGUAUGAAAUUUGCGUCAUUAUCUUCUUUCCUUCUUUUAA
Molecule: messenger RNA, 695 nt
Organism: Rhododendron vialii
Lineage: Eukaryota; Viridiplantae; Streptophyta; Magnoliopsida; Ericales; Ericaceae
Product: 2S sulfur-rich seed storage protein 2-like
Exons: 1
Coding region: 38-475 (145 amino acids)
Molecular function (GO): nutrient reservoir activity
Source: RefSeq, a predicted model, not a curated record